GUUAUUGACGGAACUGAGACUCCUACCGGUGGCAGUAUCAUCAACACGAACCAACACACCGGAUCCACAAGCAAUUCAUGGUCGACCCAAAGAUCAAGGAGCAAGCCGUGCCGGCCGUGCCACCGGCUGGAUCAGCGGCGUUCAUGUCGAGCGAGGAGGCGGGAGAGAUACUGUCGAAGGAACUUCUCAAUCUCUCGUUGCAGGACCGAAACGAAGUCACGGAAGAGAUCCAUGGCGUUGCCAGCAUGAACACCCCAGAAACCCCAGAACUUCUGGAAACGUCCCUUUCGAAGAUGAUGAAUGAACUGGCAAAGAUACCCUCUCACAAGAAGGUGAACUACACCAAGGCGCUGUCCUACACCGACUCGUACGUCCACACGGACUGUUUCAAGCUCCGUUUCCUAAGGGCGGUUUUCUUUGAUGCGAAAGAGGCUGCCUAUCGAUUGACCAAAUUCCUGGAUAUUCUCGGGGAGGCCUUCGGGGGGCAGGUCUUGCGGCGGCCGGUGUGCCUCGAUGACUUCACAAAAACAGAGCAGAUGAUCAUCAAGAAGGGGCCCCUCCAGAUGCUUCCGUAUCGAGACAGUGCUGGGCGUCGGAUCGCGAUCUGCUUUCCGACGGACGAUAUUCCGGGGGACACACCGUACAUCCGAGUGAGUAAUUUGAUGCAUUCUGCUUAUCGCUUGUCUGCUUGCUACCGGGAUCGAUUCGAGUGCUGAACGUUCCUCGAGUGUGUUGCAUUGUGUUCGUAUUGCCACCUCGUGUGUCAAACGAACCGAGGACCGAACCGAACGAAUCAUAGAAGGACAUGUAAAUAUGCAGAUACGAAGGAAUCGAGCCAACGAAAAGAGCAUAGAAAGGCAUGCGUAUCGGCAUCCCACCAUUGCCGCUGUAUCGUUUCGAUUUGGGACGUGCAUGCGUAUGCACAUGUACCCAUUAUGAUGCUAUGUGAAAACUUUCUUACACCGAAAAUUUUGCAAUACUAUUGCACUUUACUUUACUUUUGUGCAUCGGUUCCGGUAGGUGAAGAUAAGCCUUUACUACUCGUUCAUCGCGAUGACCAACGGCCUCGAAGAAGAUCUCGAAACGCAGCGCAAAGGAAUCGUCGUGAUCUUGUGAUUUGAUCCGAAGUUUGGCUUCGGCAGAGGGAUGAAGGAGCGGCCGGCGUCCCGGCUGCGGCAGACGACUUCAAUCCGCGUUGCCGCCUUUCACAUCUGCACCCCCAAGACCGUACAGUCUCGGUUUGGUCGCUUUUUCUUCGAACCAGCGCCGGUGCGUGCAAGGAUUCGAAUCCAUCUCGGUAAGUCCUUCGCGGUUUUUGGAACUCGAUUCUGUUCUGAUGAGCUGCUGGUUUGAUUCGUUGUUUGGUGGGGGCUCGCACGCUAGAUUCUUUGAAUAGAAGAAGAAAAGAAGUAUCGAUUGACAUUGAAGUUAGCUCGAGUACUGUUUCUUGUUUGUAAUGCCUUCGCUUUAAAGUCGAUUCGAACGCCACGAGAAGACUACGCAACACCAUAGGGCUCGUGUACUAUGUGGUGCUCAAUCGCUGAUGCUUGUUCGCUUGGCUCUUUUCUUUUCGUGACAAGGCUCGCCCAUGGAACUUUUCUACACGCUGAAUUCCUUUGGGAUUCCAGCGGAAAUAUUGCCAAUCACCACAGGUGGCAAGAUCAAGACGACGUCCAUUAACCAGUGGUUCAAGACGCGGAGAGUCCUCGAGCGCAACGAACGCGACUGCGAGUAUAUCGUGGAGUGCCCGAACUCUACGGACAUAGUCUUCAAGAGAGGUGGCAAAAACGCGGUCCACAAUGCCGGAAACACCCGAUUCCGUAGCAUCAUCCAAAAGAAAUGGGAGCGGGGUGGCUUUAUGGAGAUGACCCAGACAAAGCUAGCCGACGAGCUACAGAAGGAAUUUACGUUAGGGGGCUUUCGGAUCAUUAUAUGGAAGGAGAAUCAAUCUCGAUUUAUUCGCGCUACAGACGAGAAGACCAUCUACAGCAAGAUCGAAUACUCGAUCCGGGCCUUCCGGGAGAAGGAUUUCCAGUCCAUCAAUCGGAGGGUGGCGGACACGUUGCUAGAGAAAACCACCUCGGGUGCGACCACGCGCACCCUUGAUUUCGACGUGGCGGGCGGGAGACGAAAGCGGUUCAAGUUCAUCAAUGGCAGUGUUAACGGUGACGGCAAUGACGUUUGUUGUUUCCAAGAGAUCACCGACAGCGACGACAGCAGCAGAGAGGAUUUUUGCGCGUACGUCAACGGCUGUUUCGGAGUCCUCUGAGCACGCCGAUUGCGAAUGUUUGACCGCGGACUUUUCGCCCGAAGAAGAACCAGUGGUUUCUCUCGAAACUCCAUUACGGUCCGACACGUCUCGAUGCCAAGGUUUCGGGGAGCAUCUUGUUGAGUUUGUUCUGAAGACGGUGAUGGUUGUUGGAUCUCGACCGGAUCGACACGCCUUUGAUGCAGCAAUGAGAACAACUCGAAUAAGUGUGUUAACGUCACAAGAAGGUGGCUAACACUGCAAUUUUCCUUUGUCGAAGCAACCUGUGAUUCCCUCUCGUACUGCAAAAUAAUAAACACAGCUAUUU
Molecule: messenger RNA, 2576 nt
Organism: Pseudo-nitzschia multistriata
Lineage: Eukaryota; Bacillariophyta; Bacillariophyceae; Bacillariales; Bacillariaceae
Source: the annotation of a GenBank genome assembly